Cygnus atratus (black swan) is the source of this 354-nucleotide messenger RNA. Its product is annotated as C-X-C motif chemokine 2-like. Gene Ontology annotation, molecular function: chemokine activity; CXCR chemokine receptor binding. Gene Ontology annotation, biological process: cellular response to lipopolysaccharide; neutrophil chemotaxis; antimicrobial humoral immune response mediated by antimicrobial peptide. The record is from RefSeq and is a predicted model, not a curated record. Bases 1 to 354 code for a protein of 117 amino acids. The transcript is spliced from 3 exons. Gene Ontology annotation, cellular component: extracellular region. Lineage: Eukaryota; Metazoa; Chordata; Aves; Anseriformes; Anatidae.
AUGCGGCUGCUGCCGGCGGCGCUGGCCCUGGCCCUGCUCCUGAGCAGCCUGGUGCCGGGGGACGGUCUGUCGCUGGAGAGCCUGCUGACCAACAAGAGGUGCAAGUGCGUCAAAUCGACCGCCCAGGUCAUCAGCUUGGGGCUGAUCCUCGCCAUCGACGUUAUGCCACCGGGCAUUCACUGCAGGAGGAAGGAGAUCAUCCUCUCCCUGACGAGGAGCAGGAAGGUGUGCGUGGCCCCCGAGGCGCCCUGGAUCCAGCUGCUCAUCCACAAGCUGACGCAGAGGAAUGGCACCAGAAAAGAGGCGGCGGCGCGGUCGCGGAGGGAUGCGGAAAGGCAGCCGCUGGCCCCGUGA